AUGCAGAUAACGAGACCGCGCGCCAUCCUGCUGGCCGUGAGCAUCCUGCUGCUGGGCACCUUCAUCCUCACGCGGCGCGGCGCCGGCGCGUCGUCGUCCGCACAAGACGAUGAAUUAGCUGCGGCGCGCGCGGCCGUCGCGUCCGUCGACGCCUACGUCGCGAGCUGCAAGGCCGCGAAGGAGAAAUAUGGGUACAGUUUGGACGGGGACAUCUCGGUCGUGCGGCCGUGGCUCGCGAUUGGCGGCCGGCCCGACGCAACGCUGCUGGAGUGGCGGCAUGACAACAAGAGGCGCAUCACGCACGUCGUGAACGCCCUCGAGCGCGACGAGGAGCCCGAAGUGACAGAAGCGUACGGAGACAAUAUUCUCAAACUGAACCUCAAGGACGACGGCGACGAUGCGCGCUUCGCCGCGUUAGUGCCGGAGGUCGUGGCCUUCGUCCGGCGGGCGCGCGCGGCGGAUCCGAACGCGGUCGUCUACGUCCACUGCAAGAGCGGCGUGAACCGUGCGCCCUCGCUCGCGAUGGCGCUGCUCAUAUCGCUGGAUAGGGCGACCUUCGUCGAGGCGCUGGCCGCCGUGCGCGCGGCGCGGCCGUCGUGCCGGCCGAAGUACGUCCAGGCCGUCGCGGUCUACGAGGAGCGGGAGCUCGGGCGGUCGACGGCGCCGGCGCUGCGCGACGGCGUCGACUCGGCCGGCUUCUGCGACCUCUACUACGGGCUCAAGGAGGACUACAGCGGCGGCGACGCGGCCGGGGAGCGGUGGCGGAGCGAUCAUCAUCACGCGAAGUAA
Molecule: messenger RNA, 789 nt
Organism: Pelagomonas calceolata
Lineage: Eukaryota; Pelagophyceae; Pelagomonadales; Pelagomonadaceae
Source: the annotation of a GenBank genome assembly